Messenger RNA from Cylicostephanus goldi, 650 nucleotides. Lineage: Eukaryota; Metazoa; Nematoda; Chromadorea; Rhabditida; Strongylidae. The record is from the annotation of a GenBank genome assembly.
AUGAUCACGAUCCCAUGUGCAAUUGUAAUUAUCAUGUACAUAUUAGGAAACGUUCUCUCUGUUAUUUCACUUUAUAUUCUCUUUACACAUGCUGGUCUCCAUAAUAACUUUAGAAUGGUUGUAAUUUUAUUGAUAAGCUUUGGAAUACUACGCUCCAUUGCCGUUUAUUUACUAGCUGCUAGCAAUUACGUGGCUGAUGAAGCAACACGAGAGGAUCUUAAAAGCAACUUGGUCGCAGCCUUUGUCUAUGCAAUUUGCGGCUUUGCCAUAUCGAGCUUAUUUCUGAGCAUAGAGCGCUGCAUAGCCGUGUACAAACCAAAGCAAUAUGAAAGAAAUUCUACCGCAGCCGUUCUGCCUUGCACUACACUCGUUACGACGCUGAUUCUGACGUUUGUGUUGGGAUUCUGGGCAAAUAAAAAUGGCGAAAAUCAAAUACCAUUGAUUACAGUGACCACAGCAGCAGGAUUCAUUAGUUUAAUUGUGAGUUUUUCUAUAUCCAUGUGGAUAUUUCAUGCCCGAGUUGCAUAUUCCUGGCAAGCAUUACAAGAGGAGAAUGCGAGCCAUGAGCAGAAGCAAUUUAGAUUCGAACCAGUAACAUCAAUGUUGGGUUUAUCUUAUUUGAAAAUGAAAAAUUUUGCUUUUUAUUAGGU